AUAACAAUUUAAUGUUCGGUCAAUAGUCUUUACAAUGAAAAAGAAAAAACUACACCAAAAAAACAAGGAAUUCACAGUGGAAAUGACCUUAAAAAGCCCUUUAAAACAUUUCAUUGGAAAAUAAUAAUAAUAAUAAUAAUAAAAUUUAAUAACAUGCACCAUAAACAAUUUCAAACUAAGAACAAUUAAAUUCAUAAUCAAUAUGUAGAAGUUUAUUCUGCUGGAUGAUGUGAGAGAACUUAUGUUUAUCAGACUAUAAUACCCCUUAUAUGCAACUCGAAAUGAAACAUCCAGUAUAUGUAAUUUGGCAUCUAUUUGAUAAUAUAACAAGCCCCAUGUAGUAUAAAUGGACUGGCAGCACGUAUAUCUAUUUUAUUGUUUAUAUAGAGUUAAAAAUGCUCACCGGCCUCACCAAGGAUGAACCCAACGGCAUAUCUGCGGUGGGCAAAAAGUGACCAUGCAAGAAGGAGGCAAAAUGUCUACGACACCUAUCACCCAAAUAUCCAGGCGUGUUUGAACAAUGAUUUAUUAUUUAUCCAUUUUUAUCCACUUUCUGACAUUGGGUGAUAUAAUUCUUCAAUUCGUGUGCCAAAACGUCACCGUCCUACUGUUUUCUCAUCCCUUCCGCUUUAUUCUUCAAAACCCCAAUCAUGACACUCCGUUAUCAUUCGAUGUCGCCGCCGCCGAGAGAACUUACUGUUCCACAAACCAACCGAGUCGCGCCGAGUUCAGCUUCCAUUUUGUCGACCAUUUUGGAUUAAUUCCCUGAAUCCAAACAAAACACUAUUCCUUUUUUUUAUUUUUUAUUUUUAUUAUAACAAAACCUUUUCUUAUGCCACCACUAAUCUGACCAACCCACUUUCCGAAAUCACACUCAAUUCCAAUAUCAUACCCAACUCCCAAAUAAUUUUCUUUCACUCGCAUGUGUAAAUCUAAAAUGGCGAUCGACGCCGCCCAACCCAGCCCAACUACUCGAACCUCGCGAAGCCAACCGACCCAAUCCCCAAGAAAUCAAGGACCGCAAAGACCGACCUUCGCAUCUUCUUCUUCUUCCGUCGAACCACCCUCCACUUCCAACACCUCCAGUGCGCAAUACACCUCCACUUCCAACUACAAGCUCUCUUCCGAUACCUCCUCCUCCAGCCGUACCUCGCUCUCCAGCCUCCGCGAGAGCCUUCCCGAAACCCCUCACAUCUACGAUUUCAACGAGAUCUGCUCCGCAACCAACAAUUUCCUCGCCAAGCGCUUCGCCUCCGCUUCCUCUUCGACUCCGUCUUGGCGGUGUACUCUCCGCGGCAAGGAUGUGAUCGUGUUCCAACGGAAGUUCCGUCGAAAGACCGAGACAUCGGAGCUCAGGGCGUUGCUCUCGUUGAUCUGCCGGAGUCACCACUCCAGUAUAGUCAAAAUCCUCGGCGCAUCGGUCUCCGGCGACCAUAUCUACUUGGUGUACGAAUUCAUAUAUGGGGCAAACCUAGCGGAUUGUCUGAGAAACCAGAGGAACCCUAAUUUUACGGUGCUGUCGACAUGGAUGUCCAGAAUGCAGAUAGCUGCGGACCUCGCUCAUGGCCUCGAUUACAUUCACAACAAGACCGGCUUGAGUAUAAACCUUGUUCACAAUCACAUCAAGAGCAGCAGCGUUGUGGUGACCGAGCCUUUAUUUAAUGCCAAGAUUUGCCAUUUCGGUGCCGCGCAGUUGUGCGGGGAGAGCAUUGGAAGUGAAGAACGGAAGCCAUUUUCAACAGGAAAGGGAAAAAUCGGUGAGAUAUCGGAGGAGAGCGAUGAGUCCGAUCUGAAAGAAUCGAAACUGAAGCGGUCCGAUAGCCGGAAAAUGCAAUUCGAAGGCGUGAGGGGAUACAUGUCGCCGGAAUAUCAGCGGACGGGGGAGGCGACGCAGAAGUCCGACGUGUACGCGUUUGGCGUCGUGAUCUUGGAGCUUUUGUCUGGCGAAGAGCCAUUCAGGUUCAAAUUCGAUAAGACGAAACGUGAUUUCAUCAGGAUGUCGGUGAUCGAGUCAGCGAAAUCGGCGAUCUUCGGCGAUGGUGACGGUGGUGGUGGUGGUGGACCUGUGGAGGGAAGGUUUAGGUACUGGGUAGAUAGGAGGCUGAAAGACUCCUACCCGGUAGAGGUGGCCCAGAAGCUUACACGUGUUGCAUUAGAAUGCGUACACGUGGAUCCAGAUCAGCGGCCUAACAUGGGACGCGUCGCAGGAAAGAUAUCGAAGCUUUAUUUGUCGUCGAAGACUUGGUCCGACAAUGUAAAAGUUCCUACAGAGAUUUCGGUGUCGUUGGCCCCGCGGUAAUGACGUGUCAGAUAUUAACAAUUGUAUAAAUUUUGUUUAUCAUUUUGACUAGGACAGAACUGGAUGCUAAAUCAUGAUUCUUGUUUGUAUUAAACAAAAACAAAAAAAAAAAAAAAAACGACGCUCUGAUUUUGACAAUUUUGUUAUAUUUUGUGGACAACAUUUGACCGAUGGGAGGGAAAUUAUAUAUACUUGGUUUAGAUUGUAAU
Molecule: messenger RNA, 2508 nt
Organism: Ziziphus jujuba (common jujube)
Lineage: Eukaryota; Viridiplantae; Streptophyta; Magnoliopsida; Rosales; Rhamnaceae
Product: lysM domain receptor-like kinase 3
Exons: 1
Coding region: 923-2299 (458 amino acids)
Biological process (GO): protein phosphorylation
Molecular function (GO): protein kinase activity; ATP binding
Source: RefSeq, a predicted model, not a curated record